Molecule: messenger RNA, 5737 nt
Organism: Fundulus heteroclitus (mummichog)
Lineage: Eukaryota; Metazoa; Chordata; Actinopteri; Cyprinodontiformes; Fundulidae
Gene: spag5
Product: sperm associated antigen 5
Exons: 25
Coding region: 186-5012 (1608 amino acids)
Biological process (GO): cell division; regulation of attachment of spindle microtubules to kinetochore
Source: RefSeq, a predicted model, not a curated record
ACCAAUGGCAGCGCCGUGUUUGUGUUUUUGAACUAGUGUCACCGUGUUUGAGGGAGUCUGUUUUGAACGUGAAGCAGUUGGUCUCUGCUCGGGAAAAUCACAGGUUUAUUCGUCGCAUUUGAAGUGUUGGAUCUGUUGAAGUUGAUCGGGUUGCCUAUGCGAUCUCCUGAUCGAUCCCAGCCAGGAUGUCACAUUCCAGCGUAGAAGACGGGUCUUCCAGUAGAAGUGGCGAGCGGACGCCUCUCAGAAGCCUGGACAACGAGCUCCUGCACUUAUCGACUAGUUCAUCGAGGCUCCGGUCAAAGCUCAGCGGUGACACAGUGAAAGCCAGCAGGGCCGACGUUCAUCUCUGGGACACGCCGACCCCCCGGUUGGGCUCCUCUGCCUUUACUAAAGGGACCGCGGUCAUUCCCACCUCUACAGAUACCACCCAGACCGUUUGCGGACUUGGAGACGUCACGUUCAGAAGUUUUGUCUGCUCUGGGAGUGAAGUCGAGAUCCCAGAGUCUUCGGAUUGUGGAGGACAGAGUUUGAUCGUGCCUGUAGACGGGACAUCUUUUACAGCUGAAGUGGAAGACGAUACGGCGGCUUCCCCCAGCAGGAUGGAGCAGUCCUGCGGCGAACACCUGGAGCAUCCCUAUUCCAACCCCGCCGUCGAUCCUCCGGCUCUCUGUGAGGCUCCCGGCUCUACGCUCCAUGCCGGGGACUCGGACGAUGAGCAGCGCUUCACCUGGAAGUCGUUUGCCUGCGAUGGAGGCGAGGUCGAGGUUUCUGACUCCACUGGAUCACGGGAGGAGACCAUUCCUCUGCCCCGGGAUGAGCUCUGGGAUCCGUUACAGGAUGACGGUACAAUCUCAGCUGACUGCACCCAGCUGUCUCCUCUGGAACAUGUUGAUCAUCUGUACUGCGUCAGUGAAAACGACCCCGCCUCUACCUCACAGGGAUCUGAAACUUUCCCAGAGGGACUGGCUGAUCUAACCUUGAAGCCGUUUAACUGCACAGGCGGCGAGGUAGAGAUCUCAGAGGACGCCGGUCCGGCCCAUGAGACAAUUCCACUUGUUCACGCCGGCUCUGGCUGCAGUUCAUAUAAUUAUACCAUGGAUGCGAGUUUGUGGGCGACAGCCUGUGAUGGAGGCCUGGAAAUGAGUAAAGAUCACCAAGAGCAUCCCUACUGCGAUGUAAAAUCUGAUUCUUCAUCUCUGGCUGAAAACCCAGACCCUGUUCAGGACCCACCGCCCUGCGGCGCUGAGGCUGAGGAGGGCAAACGCAGGAACUCGAUGGCACUUACGGACCAGGAUGAGAACGGCGGGGUGAGCUCCAUCAGUGUCGCUGUAGGGAACGCUGGAGACUCAGAGGAAGCCCAGCUGUCUGAGAACAUCUCCCAUCCAUCAGAGGACCAGUCUGGCAAUGCCUCCAUGGUGCCGUCGCCUGAGGAGAAUCCCGCUGGAGGUGAGAGCGAACCAGCCAACAGCCGUUUGGAGGACGGAGAAACCGUGUCAGACACUCGGCCACCGCCUCGCACCGAGUCUCCUCCGACCGACGCAUCGUUACAAGCCGUGGGCGAUGGCUGGGAUGCAGAACACCCUGAAGGUACUCCUUCACCCUCAGCGGUCCACAGAACCACGGAUGCGUCUGACUGCCGCCGGCUCGCAGCUCCAGCAGACGCUCCUCUGCAGGAGGAAGUGCAGCAGGGAUUGGAUCACGUGUCCCUCUCUGUUUCUCAGCCUCCUGAAUCCAGCGACGUGAAGGACAGCGCUCUGGGCUCUCUGGGUCCCGUUCUCUGUGACUCUGCAGAAAAAGCCGCAGAAGCGUCCCCUGAUGUUUUGAAAGCGUUGUCAGAGUGUCCCUCCAUCGCCUCGGCCCUGCAGCUCCUCAGUCCCGUCGUCAGGAGAGCGUCUCUGUCUUUAUUCAAGCUUCCUACGGGUCCGGAUAAAGACGGUUUCUUGGCUGAAGACUUUACGCUCGAGGGCGAGAAAAGCCUGGUUGAUGUCGAGCCUGCAGAGCUGUUUGCUGGGCAGCUUGAAAGCCCGAUGCCCCGCCCUUUAUUUAACUCCACGGUUGUAGGCAUGAAGCCGCAGGAGGAGCUUUCCAGGGAGAAGCCUCGGCCCGAAGCGGCGCCGCUGGUGUUGGAGGGCCACCUUCAGCAGCAGCUCCGGCAGAUGGCAGAGUUCCUCAUCACGGCCUGUGGAAAGAUGGGGUCCACUUCUGCUCCACCUCCCGCCGCCUUCAGCCCCCCCGCAGGCAGAGCCGCUCCUGCAGAAGCCCGCAGCGUCUGCGUGGGCACCAGCCCUGUGAAGCUGACGGACCACAGCCUGAACACGUCUGGGAUAUUUGUGAGGAAGAGGACGUUCUCUGUGGCCGAUUGCUGCACCUCCACCGACCCGCUCGUCUGGAAUUUGUCCCCCUGCAGCCUGGAAGGCUUCCCCCGACAGGAGCUGGAGCAGAGGCUGAUGUCCAGCAUGAUCAUGGUGGAGGCCCUUGUUCAGCAGUUGGCUGCAGCCAGGGCUCAGGGGCCCCACUCCUCAGGCCCGGCUCCUUCAGACCUGAGGGAGAAACUGGUUCAGACCGACCACACCGAGCUCAGUCAGACCACAAUGUACCGGGAUCUCUACCUGGAGGCUCUCGGCAGGAUAAAGGAGUUGGAGCUUGACGAAUGUUCUCGUCAGACCCUCGUCCAGUCAAUGCAGGACAUGACGGCUACCAUAUCUUCUUUGAGCAGCGACACCGAUGCAGCUCUGUCCAACGUGAAGAAAAUGGGUGAAACCAUCAGAGAGGACCAUCUGAGCCUCGUUUCCCACUAUGAGCGCAUAAAGUCCCUGGUUGAGAAGUCAAAGGAAACUCAGACAAGAUCCCUGGAGAAGGUUAAAGAAGUUCUCCACCAGAGGAACCAAAUGAAGACCCAGAUGGAAGAAGCCUUCGCAUCCAAGGAGGCAGCUUUCAGUGCGAUGGAUCAGCUGAGGGCGCACUGUGGUUCAGAAAUCUCAGCUCUAGAGAAAUGCGUUGGAUCUCAGCAGGAGCUCUUAGCCGCUCUGAACCAGGCCUAUCCAGAUCAGGUUGCACUAAACGAGACCUGCCACCAAAGACUCAACUCGGUCUCUAAUAUUUUGUCGCAAACCAUGGAGGAGCACUCCAGUUUGUUGACUGAGCUCUGCACCGUGAGGGGCCUCCUGCAGAAAACGGCCCCGAUGCUCGUUCAGCUGAACCAGAAAGCAGCCGCUGCGCUGAGAGAGAGGGACGAGCAUUGUUCUGCAAGAGAGCGCGCCGAGGAAGAGCGAGAGCAGAUUGAAGAGGAGCUGAAUGAAACCAACUUGAAUCUUCAAACUGCGACGCAGCAGAUCAGCGAUUUAAAUCUGCAGAUCACAGUUCUGGCAUCAGAGAUCGGCGUCCUGCAGCAGAAGCUGACGGACAAAGACGAGGAGGCGGCUCAGCUGGAGAGGAAGGUGACGGAGCUGUCGGCCACCAUUUCCUCCACGCUGGCGUCCUACACCUUCCUGAAGCAGGCGCUGGAUGCUGAAACAACAAAGUUGCAGGAUUCAUGGAAAGACUUGCAUCAAGCCAAUGAACGAGCAGAUCAGCUGACGGCAUCGCUGGAGGACUCAGAGCAGCGCGUCUGUGAGCUGAGCCGGGCGCUGGCUCAGAGCGACGAGCGGCUCGGUCAGCUGCAGAACCUGACCCAGUCCCAGAGUGUCCAGAUCCAGCAGCUGCAGGAUGUCUGCACACAACUCGGAGGCGUGCAGGAAAUGAACGAGUUCCUGCAGAUGGAGAACGAGCUGGUGAGGGAGCAGGUGGCUGAGAGCGAGCAGACGCUAAGGACCAACCUGCACGCGCUCCGGGAGAGGAACGUCCAGUGUGAAGACCUGAAAGGAGAAGUCUCUAAACUUCUGGUUGAGAACCAGCGCCUGCGUGAAGAGCUGGAAACCACCAGAUCUGCAGCCGACGGCGCUCGCAUGGAGCUCCAAGAGAGCCGGGAUCAGGCGGUCAGAGAGAUCAGCGUUGUGUGCCGCACGCUGCAGGCGCUGACCAACGAGCUGCAGGCUUCUCUCAGCGAUCAGAGACAGGAUCAACAAAAGAGUGAAGAGUCUGCGCCGUUGGCCAUCGCAGAGCCCCGUCAGUCGUCCAGCUCCUUCGUCAACAGCGUCAUUUUGGCUCUAACUGCUGAGGAGCAGGAAGACGUCGGAACCGACUCGCCUUCCGACGCGCCCGAGCCUCAAGGUUUGCUGAGCGAGACGAGCGCCUUCAGCCGCGUCGCAGCUCGGAUCCCCAAGCAGAAGUCGAACACGGUGCAGGACGAGGAGCGGGAGCGGCGCAGUGUGGCCCAGCUCCUCUCUGGGCUGGGCGGUACCGCUGCUGAGCUCAUCGACACGCUCAACCUGGUGCUGCAGCGCAGGGAGGCCAAGCUGCAGGAGCUGCACAACACCAUCUGUGCGCUGCAGGUGGAGCAGCAGAGCUCAAACAGCAGGCACCAAGCUGAAGUGUUGGAGCUGCAGCAGGAGCUGCGCCGGCUGAACAGCCUGGUGGAGCGAGGGAACACGGCGCUGCAGCAGAAAGCGCAGGACAAGAAAACACUGAACAAGCUGUUUGCUGACAUCCAGGAGGCCCAGGAGAUUUUAAGCAAGCACAAGAGUGACAACAACGAGCUGCGAAAGGAGGUGGCGGGGCUCCGGCACGCUCUGCAGCAGACCACCGCCGAAUCCCAGUUCCUGCGGGAGGAGUUGAGGAGAGGCGCGGGGCCGUCGACGGUGCCGAUGCAGCAGGUGGAGGAGAAGAUCCAGCUGCUGAAGGAGGUGGAGAGGCUGAAGGCCGCUCUGCUGGAGGCGGAGCAGGCCAAAGUCAAACUGGUGUCCAGAGCCAAGAGACAUCAAAUCAUCCAUCAGACCAACCUGCAGAAAACCGAGAAUGAGCUCCAGAUUUUAAACCACAUGAUCAAUAAAGUCAGAGAGACUCUCCUCUCGGUGCCAGAAGUCGUGAAGCGUUGUGAGCAGCUGCAGCAGCUGGUGGAUUACCUCGGCUGACGGGUUUCUCAUCGUAACCCCGUGUUUGGUUUAUUUAUAGUUUGUUAUUUUUUGCUUUCACUUGUUUUUCAUCAUUAGAAAAUAAAGAUAUGUUAACAUGUACAAGCUGCCUUUGCCUCAAAAACAACAACAAGAUAAACAUCUAACUAGUCUCAUCCGAUCUUGACAUUUUGUUGCUGAUAAAACGGGAGAUGAAUUUAAAAAAAGGAGCUUGGAGGGGAUGCAGAGGCUCAUUCAUGUAGAAACGAUGUUCUGGAACAAUUAAAACAAUCAUCUGGACUUAAUUUGGUGAUGCGCGCAGAACGAUGCAGCCCAGGUUGGACCAUUUUAUAUGUAGGGUUAUUUUCUUAGCAGUUGAGUUCUCCUAAGGCCAUGAAAUCGCUGUAAAUACUAUUUUUGUUGUUCUCACAGUUUGUAUAAAACUUUAUAAAAGCUUCAACACAGCUGAAUCAAAUAUUUUUGGUCAUUACCAGAGCUCUUGUGGCGGAUGUGAUACUGUACGUAUGGAAAGCUGAAGCGUCCUUUUUACUUUUUACAGACUGAGCCACGCCUGAAGGAAAAAAAGAAAUUAUAUUUCACUGUGACCCACUCCCUUCAGAUUAAGGUCAUCGCUCUUAAGGUUUUUCCUGGACUUUCUCUGAGUCGUUUCUCUUCUGCCAAUCACUGAAAAGCAUUGUGUUCAGUUAGAACGAGUUUAUUAUGUUAUAGUCUCUCCCUCCUCUUUU